Acinonyx jubatus (cheetah) is the source of this 6864-nucleotide messenger RNA. It is a transcript of the gene HOXC6, whose product is annotated as homeobox C6. Lineage: Eukaryota; Metazoa; Chordata; Mammalia; Carnivora; Felidae. Gene Ontology annotation, cellular component: nucleus. Gene Ontology annotation, biological process: anterior/posterior pattern specification; regulation of transcription by RNA polymerase II. The coding region runs from base 5266 to 5997 and encodes 243 amino acids. The transcript is spliced from 2 exons. The record is from RefSeq and is a predicted model, not a curated record. Gene Ontology annotation, molecular function: DNA-binding transcription factor activity, RNA polymerase II-specific; RNA polymerase II cis-regulatory region sequence-specific DNA binding.
GACCAAGCCCCCAAAAGCCAGAAAUGAUUUCUUCCAAAGGGAGCCCAAAGGGGCUCAGGGCUGAGUGGGAUGGGACAGAGAUGCUUGGGAUCUAUUUUCCUUUUUAACCUUCAGUUAGUGAAGUGAAUUGAGAAGCUAAACAAAUGGCAUGUGGGAGCUUGUGUUGGCCUAGUGGAGUGGUGGUAAAGAAAGGUCAGUAAGAAAUCUGGAAAGAGAGAGGGAGGAGAGAAAAUAGGACGUGAGUUAGCAGAGCCUCUGCAUGUACCUUUCUUCUCUGCUUAAUUGCAAAUAAAGCAAAAGCAGCUUGGGCAGCCUCUCAGCCUCUUAGCUCAAAAGAGGAACUGCCAGCCCAGGCCUCAGAGGUGUUUGGGGCAGUUCUCAGGCACUUGACAUGCCCCAUCUGGCCUCUUCCUCCUUCUCCCCUCCCGGCUGACCCCCAACUCCAUUCAGCUGGCCAGCCUGGGCCCUGUCCCCAGAAUAUCAGCACCCCCAAAUGGGAUCCAUUUCCAUGUUGGAUGUGUCAAAUUUCGCUUUUCUCCAAGUGUCUCCAUGCCUGAACUUUGAAAGGAGGAGGAACGUUCUGUUUUGGAAUGCAGUGUGUGCAUGGGGAGGCAUGCGCUCAGACAACUUCCCCGGAGCAUAUCUGGCAGAAACUGGAGGCUCCUUGGGUGAGCUAUGCUUUGGUGUCCCCAAGCCGACCCAGUUUGCCGCAUUCAGGUUCUCUGGCGGACUUGGAGACUCUCUUUUUGCAAUCCUUUUACUCCGGAUUCUGUGGAGAUCAAAGGAACUUAUACGCAAAACACUAGACAUUUGGAGUAGGAUUUAUUUUUCAAUUUUUCAAUUGAAAGAAUUCUAAUCAUAAGCCAGUCGGGCCAACUGAGCAACCACUCUAGAACAGCAAAGCCUUAACCAAACAGUGCAAUUGUAAGGUGAGCUGAACAAUUAUUGAAACUGGGGUUUCUCUGCAAGAGGGAUUUCGGCCCUUGCCCAGUGGCACAGAAGGGGCUGGUGGGGCAACCGCUCUUCCCCUGCUCUCAGAAUUGAGAAUUGGCAGGGGUGGGUCCGGCAGCUGCAGAGGCUUCCGGGCAGCCAAGCACCCAGGCCGAGCGCUGAGUCCUGGCGGCCCCGGUGUCCAGGUCGUUGAGCAGCCUCCGGAGGCGCGAGCUAUAGUUGUGGCGCGCGGGCAGCCCGAAAGGGAGUGUGUGUAUCUGUGUGCGAGGCUGGGUGAGUCACAGACAUCUGCGCAGAAGUGGGGGAUCUAGGGAGAGAGAGAAGACUGGCAGAACACAAACUAACCGGGACCUCUGGAAAAGACUGUCCAGCAAAAAUUCCAGACCUCAUCCCUCUCACUUCAGAUUCCCUUCCCCAAGAAAUUAAUAUAUUUCCCAGAGCAGAGUGGAAAGCAAAGGCAGGCAAGAUGAGGCCUGCCCACGAACCCCUUCCCAGCCAGAGUCCAGUCACACCUAUCCUCUCCCCAGUUCAGAGCUGCCCCGGGCCUCCAGCCCCUGGCCUGGAGCAGGUUCAGGCUGGGGUAGGAGCGCUUGACUCGUUCUGAGAAACCUUCAAGUGCCCAGCCUCCAGAGCACCCCAUAGCCUUGGGGACUCCAGGCCAGUGACUGCCCCCCAUGCAGGCCCAUGGCGCCUGCAGAAGGUCCCUCUCCUAUAAUUAGCGCUCAUGAAAAGCAUGUGUUUUGGGCUGGGGAGAUAGGGGGACUGGAGCAGCGAGCGGCAACGCUCCCCCUUUAUUCCUGUACUGUGUUUUUUGAAUUCUGUUUCAAAUCCACUAAUUACAGCUCCGAAAGUGAAAAUCUGUUUUCGCCCGCCAAACCCCCUCGGAAUGCCUGAUUCCGGAGGCCCAAGGGGCAGAGCAACUCGGAGACCUGCGGGCCUGAUGGGGGUGUUCUUUGAUUGCUCUAGGCUUGUUUUAUAGAAACAAAGAACAAGUCCCCCCCCCCCAACCCCUCCCAGGACUUGUGCAUAUUUACAGAGCUCAACUGCAGUUUUAAUAAAACAUCUGUUCUUGCUUCUGCUGAUGAGUUUCCAUAAUUGUUUUCAGACAAAUUUAACAGGAAAAUAGAAAUAUAUUUAGAAAAACCCAAGUCCCAGCUAUCCCCCCAUAGACAGUCAUUCUUUUGCCAAAAAAAUAAAAUUAACGUAAGAUGAGAAAAGGAAAAUAUAAUCCAAUGGAGGGAAAAUCGGGCUCAUCUGACCUGCUCUCCCCCCUUGGAGCGAAUCCUUCCAGCAAAUUUCAGCUGCAUAAUUAAAGAUCCAACUGAAAGAAGGAGGCUUCUUUUCUCAGGAAUGGAAGGUGAUGGGGGAGAGUAUGUUGGAAAUUAAUUUGGCUGAAAAUCUUUAAGCAGUGGGGGAAUUUAUUUGUAUUUCUGCUUCCCCUCCUCUCCCCCUUCUAGCAUUUCUGCCUUUUUCCCCCAGCAGCUGGUUUCUGUUCAUUAUAAAUCGGCGAGACCUUUCAGUCUCUGCCCUCUGUUUAGGGACGUAAUAAAACACUUAACUUUCCGGGGCUGAGACUUACAUUCUGCUCCUCAGGUCGCCCACCCCCGCGCCCACUGCUUUUAGGCCCCAAAUGAGACUAUCCCCAACUUUGGGGCCCCUUUCCCCUCCAGAUUUUGUUUAGGAGGGGCUCAAGGAAAGCCAGGCAUCCUUGCUGGGGAGCUGCAGCACAUGCUUCCCUAGAAGUCCCUUCUUUCUUCCAAGGUCCUUCCUUCCCCCACUCCCCCACCCACCCACCCAUAAAAGAGAUUUAAAAAUACAUAGAAAAUCAACACUCAUUGAAAACGAAACCUCAUUAAGACAUCCUAUCUUCCAUCAUUCAAUUUGUUGUACAUUGCAACAAUUUAAUAUCUUGAAGGAAAUAUCACUGACAUGAUUUAUCCCUCUAGCAAUCUCUCUCUGAAAUGGGGGGGGGGCGGGGAGGAGGGAACUUAUUCUCUCUUCCGGCCUGUUCUAUGUGUUACACUGUUACCCUCAGGGCAGAAAUGAGGCUGGGAACUCUGGGAGCGGCUACUUGUGUCCAGGGGUGCGCUGACUUGUUUCUUAGCUCAGCCCUCUGGGUCUUCGCGCCCCCCCCCCCAGUUCUUUCUCACUCUACCUCUUUGCCCUCCAGGGGGCCUGGAGCCCCAGCCAGCUGUUGAAAACCUCUGUCCAGGCACGCCAUGAAUUUGAGGACAGCUGGAUUCUAGAGCAAAAAUCAAGUCACGCUGGUGUCUGUGUUUAUGUACCUGCCAUGUCACCCCCAAAUGAGACAACUCCUCUCAGAAUUUCCCUCUUAAAUUGGAACCCUCCUCAGUCUUUCACUUUUAUCUCGCUGGGUAGAAGAAAGUAUGGUCCACAAGGGGGAACCUUUAUAAUAUGGGGGUCUUUCCCUUAACCCUUUUAAAUAUCAGCAAAUUUCCCUCCUUUCUGAAGGUUUGGGGCUGUAUUUUUAAGAGCCAACACAAACUGUCAGACAGGGAGACUCCUCAAUCCCCUAACGAGGUUCAUGUAUUAACUAACAUGUUGUCUCCACCAGCUCCUACACACUGUCUGCUUUUGGGUUCGAAACUUUAUUUUUCCCCCCUAGCGACACUCCAGGGAAACCUUAACGUUACAGAAGAUGAAUAAACGAGUUUUUUCCCAGCGUAGUCCCGUUUAUGGCUUUAUUGCUACCCAUUGAUUACUCCGCUUUGUUACACAGAAGGAAAAGAUCAUAAAAUCCGGCGACAUCCGGGUUCUUGUUAUAGCCACCCCCACCCCCAAAAUGGUGAAGAGAAAAAUAUGAGCUUCCACUGCUUCCUUCGCUAGCCCCACCGCCCCCUCUUUGUCAACUCAAAGCAUUUUCAGUCUAUGUCACGAUAUCAAAUUAAGUUUGGAUUAAUCAGGAGAAAACCCACAUCUGCACACCUUCCGCUGUUUCAGUUCGCCCACUGCGGCUCCCUCAAAAGCCUCGUACUCAGCUGCCUUUUUCCUAACCUUCCCUUCAUUUUUCUCGGCCCCAAGGUGGAAAGAAAAUGGGGGUGGGGGCUGCUGAGAGGCCCGGCUCUACCAGGUGUGGCUGGCCCUUGAGGGAGCUCCCCAGGAGCCCUUUGCUGGAAUCUCCCAAGCCCCCAGGGCUCAGGUCCAGGGGUGCCUCCCUUGGCAGGGGCAAGGAGCUUCUGACCUGUGUAGGGGCUCGAGCCUGCCAGACGCUAACUGUCCUUCAGAGCCCCACCAGCCUUGUCUCUCUGCCUGGAUCUUAUGUGAAUUACCCCACCGGCCCUCCCUGGCUCCAAAUCAUAAAUUCUCACCAACAUAAACAGGAGUUGAUGUGUCUAGAAAGAUUCUCAGAGUUCUUUCUUCUUCCUUAUUUUCCUUUCUCUCUCCCACCUUUUACUCCUUUCUCUCUUUUUCUAUUGUAUUUUCGUACAUUUUUCCCUUUUCUACCAAAAUGCUGCAGCAGCUUCCCCCCAAAAAGGGGGUUCUGAGAGGCAGAAGGAGGCUAAAAGGAAGAGGAAGCGGAUGCAUGGCCCUUUUGCCCACUUUAGCUCGCCACUGUACCCUGAAGUCUCAUCCUUACCCCCUUUAGACUUACUUACUCCCUACAUCCCCCUUACACCUAAGCCUACCAGCCACACUCUCCUUCCUCUGAGUGCCACGUUUUAUGCAGUUUCUUUCUACUUUUGAUUUUUUUUUUUUUAAUUACUGGGGUGGGGGAAUCCUGGCUUAGUGAUGAGGACUCACUCCAUGGAGGGUCAAACCAGGAUUUCCUGCAGGAUUUCUGGGGAUUCCCCCCCUGAGCUGGGAAGGGGCUCUUCCCAUGGAGAAAUCAGGGUGUAAUUUUAGAAGGGGGAAGAUAUAAACGAUGAAAUCGGAUCGAAAAUAGAGGGAUUUCUCCAGCCCUGGCUCUAGCCAUAGCACAGUAAAGUUAGCUGGAGCUUAGAGAUUUCCUAGCAGUGUAGCCCCUCUUUCCUGGGCCCCAAGGCCCUGCUAAUGCAUAUUCACCCUUCUCUCACCUCCAAAUCAGUUCCCUAACAUAUAUAUUUUUAGAAGAAAUCCAAGUCUUACUUUCAAAGCACACACUUAGUCUCAACUAGGGAAUCAACAGAAGCAGAAGCGAUUUUUUUCCCCCUUCUUGACAUCUGGCUUGCGAUUGGCUGGAAGGGGGUCAGCUGACUUUGUCAUUUUGUCUGUCCUGGAUUGGAGCCGUCCCUAUAACCAUCUAGUUCCGAGUACAAACUGGAGACAGAAAUAAAUAUUAAAGAAAUCAUAGCCCGACCAGGUAAAGGCAAAGGGAUGAAUUCCUACUUCACUAACCCUUCCUUAUCCUGCCACCUCGCCGGGGGCCAGGACGUCCUCCCCAACGUCGCCCUCAAUUCCACCGCCUAUGAUCCAGUGAGGCAUUUCUCGACCUAUGGAGCAGCCGUUGCCCAGAACCGGAUCUACUCGACUCCCUUUUAUUCGCCACAGGAGAAUGUCGUGUUCAGUUCCAGCCGGGGGCCGUAUGACUAUGGAUCUAAUUCCUUUUACCAGGAGAAAGACAUGCUCUCAAACUGCAGACAAAACACCUUAGGACAUAACACACAGACCUCAAUCGCUCAGGAUUUUAGUUCUGAGCAGGGCAGGACUGCGCCCCAGGACCAGAAAGCCAGUAUCCAGAUUUACCCCUGGAUGCAGCGAAUGAAUUCGCACAGUGUGUGUUUUGUGCCCGGAUCUCUAGGGGUCGGCUAUGGAGCUGACCGGAGGCGCGGUCGCCAGAUCUACUCGCGGUACCAGACCCUGGAACUGGAGAAGGAAUUUCACUUCAAUCGCUACCUAACGCGGCGCCGGCGCAUCGAGAUCGCCAACGCGCUCUGCCUGACCGAGCGACAGAUCAAAAUCUGGUUCCAGAACCGCCGGAUGAAGUGGAAAAAAGAAUCUAAUCUCACGUCCACGCUCUCAGGGGGCGGCGGAGGGGCCGCGGCCGACAGCCUGGGCGGAAAAGAGGAAAAGCGGGAAGAGACAGAGGAGGAGAAGCAGAAAGAGUGACCAGAACUGUCCCUGCCACCCCUCUCUCUCCUUCUCCCUUGCUCCCCCCCAAUUCCCUCCUAAUCACACCCUCUAUAUUUAUCACUGGCACAAUUGAUGCGUUUUGACUCCCUAAAACAAAAUUAGGGAGUCAAAUAUGGACCUGAAAGUCAACUCUGGACCCCUCCCUCACCGCACAAACUCUCUUUCACCACGCGCCUCCUCCUCCUGCUCCCUCGCUAGCUCCUUUCUCGGCUCCUCUGCAGGCCCCUUCCCCCGCCCAGGCCUUGGGGGCUCCGUCCCUGAACCUCGCUUCAGCUCCACAGAUCUCCUUCCAAAUGAGGACUUGGCCUCCCACCCCCUCGGCGCCCCCACCCCCGCCCCUGCGCGGAGAGCUGGCUCCCGGGCCGGGGCCUCCGCUCCGGGGCCUCAGGGCCCGGCCUGGCAGCCGGGGAGGGCGGGAGGCCCAAGGAGAGCGCGUCGUGGCCCCACAGCAACCCCCAGGGCCUCCCCGCAGCCCCUGCCCGGCCCCUCUGCCCCAGCAAAUGCCCAGCCCAGGCAAAUUGUAUUUAAAGAAUCCUGGGGGUCAUUAUGGCAUAUUACAAACUGUGACCGUUUCUGUGUGAAUAUUUUUAGCUGUAUUUGUGGUCUCUGUAUUUAUAUUUAUGUUUAGCACCGUCCGUGUUUCAAUCCCAUCUUAAAAGGGGAAAAAAAAGAGGGAAAAUUACAAAAAGAGAGAAAAAAAAAGUGAAUGACGUUUGUUUAGCCAGUAGGAGAAAACAAAAUAAAUUUAAAAAAAAUCCCCCUCGUGUUACCCUCCUGUAUAAAUCCGACCUCUGGAUCCGUUCUCGAAUAUUUAAUAAAACUGAUAUUAUUUUUAAAAGUUUA